CUUAUCGGUUCUUACUUAUUGUGAACGAUUUCACCCAUCUCUAUCGUAAACUGAAUUUGCCAAAAAAUAAUUUUAAGCGGUCGCAUUCAUAAUGUUUUCAUUAUUACACAAAGAGGAAAAUGCACAUGACAAUGCACUCUGGGCAUGCGCCUGGGGACGCGACCCAGAGCCGGCAACUGACGAAGCGAGCGCUGUAGAAGAGGAAGAGAAUCCAUUUGAUUUUGACAAAAAAGAGAAGAAACCAACGGAUUUCAUAGUGACCGGUGGUCUAGACGAUUUGGUCAAGGUAUGGGAUGUACGUGAAGAUAAUACCCUGAAACUUCGACACAAGCUAAAAGGCCAUGCCCUUGGUGUCGUCUCUGUUGCCGUUAGCUCCGAUGGCCAAACAAUUGCUAGCAGUUCGCUGGACUCUAGCAUGUGCCUGUGGAAUGCCAAAACUGGCGAUAAGAAACAUAUGCUAACUUUCGGGCCAGUAGAUUUGUGGACAGUGGGCUUUUCGCCGUGCAACAAGUAUGUCAUAUCUGGCCUAAACGAUGGUAAAAUUUCAAUGUACAGCGUGGAGACUGGCAAAGCAGAACAGGUGCUAGACGCUCAAAAUGGCAAAUACACGCUUAGCAUUGCAUAUAGUCCUGAUGGCAAGUACAUUGCUAAUGGCGCAAUUGAUGGCAUUAUUACCAUCUUCGAUGUGGCUGCUGGAAAAGUGGCCCAAACGCUGGAGGGUCAUGCCAUGCCUGUGCGCAGUCUCUGCUUCUCGCCAAACUCCCAAAUGCUGCUCACUGGGUCUGAUGAUGGACACAUGAAGCUCUACGAUGUUGCACAUUCUGAUGUAGUUGGCACAUUGUCUGGCCACGCCUCCUGGGUGCUGUGUGUCUCCUUUUCGGAAGAUGGCAAACAUUUUGCCAGCUCGUCCAGUGAUCGGAGUGUUAAAGUCUGGGAUACAGCGGAACGCAAAUGUUUGCACACCUUUAACGAACACACAGAUCAGGUGUGGGGUGUACGUUAUAGCCCCAGCAACGAUAAAGUAAUAUCUGCUUCAGAAGAUAAGUCUUUGAACGUUUACAACUGUCCACCGAACGCCAUUGUGUGAUACAAAAUAUGCAUCAAUGCAGUUUGUAAAAUAAAAGAUAGGUUUAAAUUAAUAA
Messenger RNA from Drosophila hydei, 1142 nucleotides. RefSeq names its product WD repeat-containing protein 61. The transcript has 5 exons. Gene Ontology annotation, cellular component: Cdc73/Paf1 complex. The record is from RefSeq and is a predicted model, not a curated record. Lineage: Eukaryota; Metazoa; Arthropoda; Insecta; Diptera; Drosophilidae. The coding region runs from base 92 to 1087 and encodes 331 amino acids. Gene Ontology annotation, molecular function: protein binding.